AUGCGUGCCAGUCUCACUUGCGUUUUGCAUAAAGAGUUGCCACGUUUUAAUUUUCUUGCUGCCUUCCCUCAAUCUGAUACUACUACUCAAGAGUUCGGACCUCCAGGAUACUAUUAUCAGCUUUUAGCGGGACAUGAGUCUGAUUCUGACUCUAAAACUUCAAAUUAUUGGUAUUAUAGGACAGAACUCUGCCGUUUCAGUGGAGCCAAGAUUUACCCCGGGAAAGGCAUCAGAUUUAUACGUGCUGAUUCUCAGGUUUUUCUGUUUGCCAACUCAAAAUGUAAGAGGUACUUCCACAACCGACUUAAACCAUCAAAACUUACCUGGACUGCCAUGUACAGGAAGCAACACAAGAAGGACAUUGCCCAAGAGGCUGUGAAGAAGAGGAGACGCACCACCAAGAAACCAUACUCCAGGUCCAUUGUGGGUGCCACCUUGGAAGUUAUCCAGAAGAGAAGAACUGAAAAACCGGAAGUUCGUGAUGCUGCCAGGGAAGCUGCGCUCCGUGAAAUUAAGGAAAGGAUCAAGAAGUCAAAGGACGAAAAGAAGGCAAAGACUGAAGUGAUGGCGAAGCAACAAAAGAAGAGGCAGGCGAAUGUUCCUAAGGGCGCUGCACCAAAAGUCCCAAACUUGUGGUGUGUGAGGGAAACGUUGAGGUAUUUAACAGUUGGUAGUAGUUAUAGGUUAAUUUGGAAGGUUUUGUUGACUACACUUGUGUUUGGCCAAUUUGGAAUUGGCAUUUUUGUUAGCUUACAUUGAUUACAUGUUUGAAUGGAUAUCUGGUUAUUUUAUGGAUCAUGGACUUUUUGUAAUUUGAACUUGCCUGUGCAAAUAUGCUUUUUAUUUUUUUGGGGGGAUAGUGUGAUGAGAAAUAUGGAUCUGGCAAUUGUUGUUCUAA
Messenger RNA from Carica papaya (papaya), 898 nucleotides. Lineage: Eukaryota; Viridiplantae; Streptophyta; Magnoliopsida; Brassicales; Caricaceae. The record is from RefSeq and is a predicted model, not a curated record.